AUGGCACCCAAAGGGAAGGUCUACAGGGGUUCGGUGAAGGAUUUCCCAGGCUUUGAUGCCAGUCAGGAUGCAGAGGCCUUGUACAAUGCCAUGAAGGGAUUUGGCAGUGACAAGGAGGCCAUCCUUGACCUCAUCACCUCCGUGCCCCCACCCCCCUUUCUCCCCCUCCACCAGGACCUCAUCGCAGACCUCAAGUACGAGCUGACAGGGAAGUUUGAGCGGCUGAUUGUGAGCCUGAUGCGGCCCCCAGCUUACAGUGAUGCCAAGGAGAUCAAAGAUGCCAUCGCGGGCAUCGGCACGGAUGAGAAAUGCCUCAUUGAGAUCCUCGCCUCCCGCACCAACCAGGAGAUCCACAACCUGGUGGCUGCCUACAAAGACGCCUACGAGAGAGACCUGGAGGCUGACAUCGUUGGAGACACGUCAGGCCACUUCAAGAAGAUGCUCGUUGUUCUCCUUCAGGGCACCAGGGAGGAGGAUGACGUGGUGAGCGAGGACCUGGUGGAGCAGGAUGCCAAGGACCUGCUGGAAGCUGGCGAGAUGAAAUGGGGCACGGACGAGGCCCAGUUCAUCUACAUCCUUGGCCGGCGAAGCAAGCAGCACCUCCGCCUGGUCUUUGAUGAGUACCUGAAGAUUUCCGGGAAGCCAAUCGAGAGGAGCAUCCGGGGAGAGCUCUCUGGUGACUUCGAGAAGCUGAUGCUGGCCGUGGUGAAGUGCGUCAGAAGCACGGCAGAGUACUUUGCUGAAAGGCUCCACAAGGCCAUGAAGGGGCUGGGCACGAGAGACAACACGCUGAUCCGCAUCAUGGUGUCCCGCAGCGAGAUCGACAUGCUGGACAUCCGGGAGGUGUUCAGGACCAAGUAUGAGAAAUCUCUUUACAACAUGAUAAAGGAGGACACCUCCGGGGAGUACAAGAAGGCUCUGCUGAAGCUGUGUGGAGGGGACGAUGACCUGGCGGAGCACCUGGACCAGCAGCACCCGCAGCGACAGCGGUUCGGUAUGGGGGGUCCUGGGGCCCCUCGGCACGGGAAGCGCGAUGCCAUGGUCCCUUCUUGGCACGUGGCAGCCCUGCAGGACACAGACAAACACCUGGAGGGGGAGGAUGCUCCCAUGGGGGCCGUUGGGAUUUACCACCCGCUUCCCCUCCCUUCCCACCCAGCUCCUGCCCCCCGCGCCCCGCACACACCGGGUGGCACGGUGGCCAAAGUCGAGCUGCGAGGAACCGUGCAGCCCGCGGCAGGCUUCAACGACGACGGGGACGCACAGGUGCUGAGGAAGGCGAUGAAGGGCCUGGGCACGGACGAAGGGGCCAUCAUCGACGUGGUGACGCAGAGGAGCAACGCCCAGAGGCAGCAGAUCCUAAAGGCUUACAAAGCUCACUACGGCAGGGACCUGAUGGCAGACCUGAAAUCCGAGCUGUCGGGCAGCCUGGCCAAGCUGAUCCUGGGGCUCAUGCUGACGCCGGCGCAGUACGAUGCCAAGCAGCUGCGGAAGGCCGUGGAGGGGGCCGGCACAGACGAGAGCGUCCUCAUCGAAAUCAUGGCCACGCGGAACAACAAGGAGAUCGCAGCUAUCAACGAGGCGUACCAGGAAGCCUACCACAAGCGCCUGGAAGACGACCUGAGCUCUGACACAUCAGGGCAUUUCAAGAGGAUUCUCGUCUCCCUGGCUCUGGGCAACCGUGACGAAGGACCAGAGAACCUCACACAGGCGCAUGAAGAUGCCAAGGUUGUUGCUGAGACCCUGAAACUUGCUGACGUCUCCAGCAACGACUCCAGUGACUCCCUGGAGACCCGCUUCCUCAGCAUCCUCUGCACCCGCAGCUACCCUCACCUCCGCAGAGUGUUUCAGGAGUUCAUCAAAAUGACCAACCACGACGUGGAGCACGCCAUCAGGAAGCGGAUGUCGGGAGACGUGAGGGACGCCUUCUUGGCUAUCGUCCGGAGCGUGAAGAACAAGCCAGCCUUCUUUGCUGACAAGCUCUACAAGUCCAUGAAGGGUGCUGGCACGGAUGAGAGGACCCUCACCCGGAUCAUGAUUUCCCGGAGCGAGAUCGACCUGCUCAACAUCCGGGGCGAGUUCAUAGACCUGUUCGACAAAUCACUGCACCACAUGAUUGAGAAGGACACCUCCAGCGACUACUGCAAGGCUCUGCUGGCCCUGUGCGGGGGGGAUGACUAGGCGGCCAUGGGAGCCCCUUCUUCGUGUCUGAGCCAGCACACGCGCACCCACCGCCUUGAUGUCACUGCAGCUUCGGGGGCUUCGGGGGACACUUGGACUCCUGCAGAGGACAACUCACUUUGCGCUGGAAAGCGGCACCACAUUGCAAGCGGGGGAGUCUCGGGGAGGGGAGCAGAGGGGUCUGGGGAGGGGGAUUCUUGUAUAAUUCAUACCCAAACAUGCCACUAACCCAGGAAUUUACCCAGAUGGAAAAGACAACUGUAAGUCUCAGAAAUAAAACCUUACUGUUGCUGA
Messenger RNA from Opisthocomus hoazin, 2472 nucleotides. NCBI's taxonomy places the organism in Eukaryota, Metazoa, Chordata, Aves, Opisthocomiformes, Opisthocomidae. The record is from RefSeq and is a predicted model, not a curated record.